AUGGCAGUGAAACCCUCAAGGGCGGAGAAGAAAAUAUUGUACGACAAGAAGCUAUGCGCCUUGCUCAGCCAGUACUCCCAGGUUCUAAUCGUCCACGCUGACAAUGUGGGCUCGAAGCAGCUCCAGAGCAUUCGCUCGGGCCUCCGAGGUGACUCGGUGGUUUUGAUGGGCAAGAACACGAUGAUGAAGCGUACCAUCAAGAUACAUGCGGAGGCGACCGAGAACGAGGCUGUCAUGAACAUCCUUCCUCUUUUGGUGGGAAAUGUGGGGUUGAUCUUCACCAAGGGUGAUUUGAAGGAAGUGAGGGAAGUGGUUGGCAAGUAUAAGGUGGGAGCUCCAGCACGUGUUGGCCUUGUUGCACCAAUCGAUGUUGUUGUCCCCCCUGGAAAUACAGGACUUGAUCCUUCUCAGACUUCCUUCUUUCAGGUGCUGAACAUCCCGACCAAGAUCAACAAAGGUACUGUGGAGAUCAUCACCCCCGUGGAGCUCAUUAAAAAGGGUGACAAGGUGGGCUCCUCUGAGGCUGCACUUCUUUCAAAGCUUGGGAUACGUCCAUUCUCGUAUGGUCUUGUCGUGCUCUCUGUUUAUGACAGUGGAUCGGUCUUCAGUCCUGAGGUGCUUGAUCUCACGGAGGAUGAUCUUGUCGAGAAAUUCGCUCUUGGGGUCUCGAUGGUCACCUCGUUGUCGCUGGCUGUCUCCUACCCAACUCUUGCUGCUGCACCCCACAUGUUCAUUAAUGGAUACAAAAAUGCUCUGGGCGUUGCAGUAGCUACAGAGUAUUCCUUCCCACAGGCGGAGCAAGUAAAGGAAUUCUUGAAGGAUCCGAGCAAGUUUGCUGUUGCGGCUGCCCCUGUUGCAGCUGCUGAUUCUGGUGUUUCUCCAGAUGCUGCUGCCAAGGUGGAAGAGAAGAAGGAAGAGGUGGAAGAAGAGUCUGAUGAUGACAUGGCUCUCAAUUUGUUUGACUGAUUUCAGUAGGCUGUAGGGUUGAGGGUAGACAACACGUAUCAGUUUCCU
Molecule: messenger RNA, 1014 nt
Organism: Alnus glutinosa
Lineage: Eukaryota; Viridiplantae; Streptophyta; Magnoliopsida; Fagales; Betulaceae
Product: large ribosomal subunit protein uL10-like
Exons: 5
Coding region: 1-966 (321 amino acids)
Biological process (GO): cytoplasmic translation; ribosome biogenesis; ribosomal large subunit assembly
Cellular component (GO): cytosolic large ribosomal subunit
Molecular function (GO): structural constituent of ribosome; large ribosomal subunit rRNA binding
Source: RefSeq, a predicted model, not a curated record